AUGACCCAUCACUCCCAACUGCCCCAUUCUCCCAUUCUCCCGUGGACAACUCAUUCUCCCUCUUUUCAUCACCCCGCCCCAUUCUCCCUCUUUCCAUCACCCCACCCCAUCCUUCCUCUUUCCAUCGCCCCGCCCCAUUCUUCCGCUUUUCAUCACCCCGUCCCAUUCUCCCUCUUUCCAUCACCCCUCCCCAUUCUCCCGCUUUCCAUCAUCCCGCCCCAUUCUCCCGCUUUCCAUCACCCCGCCCCAUUCUCCCGCUUUCCAUCACCCCGCCCCAUUCUCCCUCUUUCCAUCACCCCGCCUUAUUCUCCCGCUUUCCAUAACCCCGCCCCAUUCUCCCGCUUUCCAUCACCCCGCCCCAUUCUCCCGCUUUCCAUCACCUCGCCCCAUUCUCCCGCUUUCUAUCACCCCGCCCCAUUCUCCCGCUUUCCAUCACCCCGUCCCAUUCUCCCGCUUUCCAUCACCCCGCCCCAUUCUCCCGCUUUCUAUCACCCCGCCCCAUUCUCCCUCCUUCCAUCACCCCGCCCCAUUCUCCCUCCUUCCAUCACCCCGCCCUAUUCUCCCUCCUUACAUCACCCCGCCCCAUUCUCCCGCUUUCUAUCACUCCGCCCCAUUCUCCCGCUUUCCAUCACCCCGCCCCAUUCUCAAGCUUUCCAUCACUCCGCCCCAUUCUCCUGCUUUCCAUCACCCCGCCCCAUUCUCCCGCUUUCCAUCACCCCGCCCCAUUCUCCCGCUUUCCAUUACCCCGCCCCCUUCUCCCUCCUUCCAUCACCCCGCCCCAUUCUCCCUCCUUCCAUCACCCCGCCCCAUUCUCCCGCUUUCCAUCAGCCCGCCCCAUUCUCCCGCUUUCCAUCACCCCGCCCCAUUCUCCCGCUUCCCAUCACCCCACCCCAUUCUCCCGCUUUCCAUCACCCCGCCACAUUUUCCCGCUUUCUAUCACCCCGCCCCAGUCUCCCUCCUUCCAUCACCCCGCCCCAUUCUCCCGCUUUCCAUCACCCCGCCCCAUUCUCCCGCUUUCCAUCACCCCGCCCCAUUCUCCCGCUUUCCAUCACCCCGCCCCAUUCUCGCGCUUUCCAUCACCCCGCCCCAUUCUCCCGCUUUCCAUCAUCCCGCCCCAUUCUCCCUCCUUCCAUCACCCCGCCCCAUUCUCCCGCUUUCCAUCACUCCGCCCCAUUCUCCCUCCUUCCAUCACCCCGCCCCAUUCUCCCUCCUUCCAUCACCCCGCCCCAUUCUCCCGCUUUCCAUCACCCCCCCGCCCCAUUCUCCCGCUUUCCAUCACCCUGCCCCUUUCUCCCGCUUUCCAUCUCCCCGCCCCAUUCUCCCGCUUUCCAUCACCCCGCCCCCUUCUUCCUCCUUCCAUCACCCCGCCCCAUUCUCCCUCCUUCCAUCACCCCGCCCCAUUCUCCCUCCUUCCAUCACCCCGCCCCAUUCUCCCGCUUUCCAUCACCCCGCCCCAUUCUCCCGCUUCCCAUAACCCCGUCCCAUUCUCCCGCUUUCCAUCACCCCGCCCCAUUCUCCCGCUCUCCAUCACCCCGCCCCAUUCUCCCGCUUCCCAUCACAACGCCCCAUUCACCCGCUUUCCAUCACCCGGCCCCAUUCUCCCUGCUUCCAUCACCCCGCCUCAUUCUCCCUCCUUCCAUCACCCCGCCCCAUUCUCCCGCUUUCCAUUACCCCGCCCCAUUCUCCCGCUUUCCAUCACCCCGCCCCAUUCUCCCACUUUCCAUCACCCCGCCCCAUUCUCCCUCUUUCCAUAACCCCGCCCCAUUCUCCUGCUUUCCAUCACCCCGCCCCAUUCUCCUGCUUUCCAUCACCCCGCCCCAUUCUCCCUCCUUCCAUCACCCCGCCCCAUUCUCCCUCCUUCCAUUACCCCACCUCAUUCUCCCUCCUUCCAUCACCCCGCCCCAUUCUCCCGUUUUCCAUCACCCCGCCCCAUUCUCCCGCUUUCCAUCACCCCGCCCCAUUCUCCUGCUUUCCAUUACCCUGCCUCAUUCUCCCGCUUUCCAUCACCCUGCCCCGUUCUCCAGCUUUCCAUCACCCUGUCCCAUUCUCCUGCUUUCCAUCACCUUGCCCCAUUCUCCCGCUAUCCAUCACCCCGCCCCAUUCUCCCUCCUUCCAUCACCCCGCCCCAUUCUCCCUCCUUCCAUCACCCCGCCCCAUUCUCCCUCCUUCCAUCACCCCGCCCCAUUCUCCCUCCUUUCAUUACCCCGCCCCAUUCUCCCGCUUUACAUCAGCCCGCCCCAUUCUCCCGCUUUCCAUCACCCCGCCCCAUUCUCCCGCUUUCCAUCACCCCGCCCCAUUCUCCAGCUUUCCAUCACCCCGCCCCAUUCUCCCGCUUUCCAUCACCCCGCCCCAUUCUCCCUCCUUCCAUCACCCCGCCCCAUUCUCCCGCUUUCCAUCACCCCGACCCAUUCUCCCUCCUUCCAUCACCCCGCCUCAUUCUACCUCCUUCCAUCACCCCGCCCCAUGCUCCCGCUUUCCAUCACCCCGCCCCAUUCUCCCGCUUUUCAUCACCCCGCCCCAUUCUCCCACUUUCCAUCACCCCGCCCCAUUCUCCCGCUUUCCAUCACCCCGCCCCAUUCUCCCGCUUUCCAUCACCCCGCCCCAUUCUCCCAUCACCCUGCCCCAUUCUCCCGCUUUCCAUCACCCCGCCCCAUUCUCCCGCUUUCCAUCACUCCGCCCCAUUCUCCCGCUUAUCAUCGCCCCGCCCCAUUCUCCUGCUUUCCAUCACCCCGCCCCAAUCUCCCUCUUUCCAUCAACCCACCCCAUUCUUCCUCCUUCCAUCUCCCCGCCCCAUUCUCCUGCCUUCCAUCACCCCGCCCCAUUCUCCCGCUUUCAAUCACCCCGCCCCAUUUUCCCGUUUUCCAUCACCCCGCCCCAUUCUCCUGCUUUCCAUCACCCCGCCCCAUUCUCCCGCUUUCCACCACCCCGCCCCAUUCUCCCGCUUUCCAUCACCCCGCCCCAUUCUCCCGCUUUCCAUCACCCCGCCCCAUUCUCCCGCUUUCCAUCACCCCGCCCCAUCCUCCCACCUUCCAUCACCCGGCCCCAUUCUCCCUCCUUCCCAUCACCCCAAACCAUUCUCCCGCUUUCCAUCACCCCACCCCAUUCUCCCGCUUUCCAACACCCCGCCCCAUUCUCUCGCUUUCCAUCACCCCGCCCCGUUCUCCCGCUUUCCAUCACCCCGCCCCAUUCUCCCGCUUUCCCUCACCCCGCCCCAGUCUCCCGCACUCCAUAGCCCCGCCCUAUUCUCCCGCUUUCCAUCACCUCGCCCCCUUCUCCCGCUUUCCAUCACCCCGCCCCAAUCUCCCUCCUUCCAUCACCCCACCCCAUUCUCCCGCUUUCCAUCAUCCCGCCUCAUUCUCCCGCUUCCAUCACCCCGCCCCAUUCUCCCGCUUUCCAUCACCCCGCCCCAUUCUCCCUAUUUCCAUCACCCUGCCCCAUGCUCCCUCGUUCCAUCACCCCGCCCCAUCCUCCCUAUUUCCAUCACCCCGCCCCAUUCUUCCGCUUUCCAUCACCCCGCCCCAUUCUCCAGCUUACCAUCACCCCGCCCCAUUCUCCCGCUUUCCAUCACCCCGCCCCAUUCUCCAGCUUUCCAUCACCCCGCCCCAUUCUCCCGCUUUCCAUCACCCCGCCCCAUUCUCCCGCUUUCCAUCACCCCGCCCCAUUCUCCCGCUUUCCAUCACCCCGCCCCAUUCUUCCGCUUUCCAUCACCCCGCCCCAUUCACCCCGCCCCAUUCUCCCUCUUUCCAUCAACCCGCCCCAUUCUCCCGCUUUUUUUUCACCCCGCCCCAUUCUCCCUCUUUCCAGCACCCCACCCCAUUCUUCCGCUUUUCAUCACCCUGCCCCAUUCUCCCUCUUUCCAUCACCCCGCCCCAUUCCCCCUCUUUCCAUCAGCCCGCCCCAUUCUCCCGCUUUUCUUCACCCCGCCCCAUUCUUCCGCUUUUCAUCACCCCGCCCCAUUCUCCCGCUUUCCAUCACCCCGCCCCAUUCUCCCGCUUUCCAUCACCCCGCCCCAUUCUCCCGCUUUCCAUCACCCUGCCCCGUUCUCCCGCUUUCCAUCACUCCGCCCCAUUCUCCCGCUUUCCAUCACCCCGCCCUAUUCUCAAGCUUUCCAUCACCCCGCCCCAUUCUCCCGCUUUCCAUCACCACGCCCCAUUCUCCCGCUUUCCAUCACCCCGCCCCAUUCUCCCGCUUUCCAUCACCCCGCCCCAUUCUCCCGCUUUCCAUCACCCCGCCCCAUUCUCCCGCUUUCCAUCACCCCGCCCCAUUCUCCCGCUUUCCAUCACCCCGCCCCUUUCUCCCUCUUUCCAUCACCCCGCCCCAUUCUCCCGCUUUCCAUCACCCCGCCCCAUUCUCCCGCUUUCCAUCACCCCACCCCAUUCUCCCGUUUUCCAUCACCCCGCCCCAUUCUCCCGCUUUCCAUCACCUCGCCCCAUUCUCAAGCUUUCCAUCACCCCGCCCCAUUCUCCUGCAUUCCAUCACCCCGCCCCAUUCUCCCGCUUUCCAUCACCCCGCCCUAUUCUCCCGCUUUCCAUCACCCCGGCCCAUUCUCCCGUUUUCCAUCACCCUGCCCCAUUCUCCUGCUUUCCAUCACCCCUGCCCUAUUCUCCCGCUUUCCAUCACCCCGCCCCAUUCUCCCGCUUUCCAUCACCCCGUCCCAUUCUCCCUCUUUUCAUCACCCCGCCCCAUUCUCCCUCUUUCCACCACCCCGCCCCAUUCUCCCGCUUUCCAUCACCCCGGCCCAUUCUCCCUAUUUCCAUCACCCCGCUCCAUUCUCCCACUUUCCAUCACCCCGCCCCAUUCUCCCGCUUGCCGUCACCCCGCCCCAUUCUCCCGCUUUCCAUCACCCCGCCCCAUUCUCCCUCUUUCCAUCACCCUGCCCCA
This is a messenger RNA of Closterium sp. NIES-65, 4881 nucleotides long. The record is from the annotation of a GenBank genome assembly. NCBI's taxonomy places the organism in Eukaryota, Viridiplantae, Streptophyta, Zygnematophyceae, Desmidiales, Closteriaceae.